AUGGCGGCUCCCCUCUCGUCGUCGUACAGAUGUUGCAGACGUCUCGCAGUCUCCAGUCACCUGCUGAGUCCCAGUCUGAGUCCCAGUCGCCUGCUGAGCUCUAGUGCUGUGGACAAACCUCGGUCUGGCCUCCUGCAGUACCUCAGAAAGCGCUUCUACGACGUGGAGGCGCUGUUGGUUUGGACGAAACAGUUUAAAAAGAGUCGACUCCUGAAGAAAAAUGUUUACUACGGUUACACCGAGAGCUUUUAUGGAACACAUGUUGCUUCAGCAUAUUUUAUUCUCAAACUAAAAGGAGGAUUUAGGUUCUGUGGUCAAUCCCACUGGUUUCGCGCAAACAAGUUUAACUGGGACUUCAUGAAUCACAAAGACUGCCCCCUAGAGGAGAUAGACCUGAGCUACACCGUGAUCAACUAUGAAGGACUCAAAAACAUUGAGGAGCAGACGUCUUUACGGACCCUGUCUUUAAAGGCCUGUCCUGAAGUGGACGACUGGUUUCUGUCCAGACUUCAUGUUUUUCAAGAUUCUCUGGAAGUGUUGGACAUUUCCCACUGUCCCCGGAUCACCACAGGAGGUUUAGCCGCGCUCAGGAACCUCAAGGGUUUAAAGAAGCUGAACGUGUCGUCACUUCCUGGGAUCUCGAACCCAGGGCUGCUGGUCAUUCUUCUGGAGGAGAUGCUGCCAAACUGUGACAUAACAUCAGAUGGUUAUGAGUUUAAUUAA
Molecule: messenger RNA, 723 nt
Organism: Knipowitschia caucasica
Lineage: Eukaryota; Metazoa; Chordata; Actinopteri; Gobiiformes; Gobiidae
Source: the annotation of a GenBank genome assembly